AUGCCCGUCCGCGUCACUCCGCGGGCGGAGGACGCACGUCGGGGUGCGGCUCCCUGGCUCGCGCGCGGCUGGCUCUGUCACUCGCGCCCUGCGGAGGACCCGGCGCACCCGAGCGCCUGCCUGGCGGCGGCGGCAGCAAUGCACACAGCAGCCCGCGCUCCGGCCACCAGCGUGAGUGCCGACUGCUGCAUCCCGGCCGGCCUGCGCCUCGGGCCGGUGCCCGGAACCUUCAAGCUGGGCAAGUACCUGUCAGACCGCAGGGAACCCGGGCCCAAGAAAAAGGUGCGCAUGGUGAGAGGGGAGCUGGUGGACGAGUCGGGGGGCUCUCCUCUGGAAUGGAUAGGGUUAAUCCGGGCAGCCAGGAACCCCCAGGAACAGACUCUCGAAGCUAUUGCAGACUUACCCGGAGGACAGAUUUUCUACCGAGCGCUGCGAGAUGUCCAGCCAGGGGAGGAGCUGACGGUGUGGUAUUCCAACUCCUUAGCUCAGUGGUUCGACAUCCCCACGAUCGCAACUCCGACGCACGACGAAAAAGGGGAGGAGCGCUACAUUUGCUGGUACUGCUGGAGGACGUUUAGAUACCCCAACAGCCUUAAGGCCCAUCUACGUUUCCACUGCGUGCUCAGCACCGGCGGGGGCCGAGCCUACCUGCACCAAGAGCACGGGGCUCGCCAAGGCGCUGCCCCGGCCGCGGAUGGCCUUCACUUCUCUCCGAAACCCCCGGCGCCUGACUUUGCCGCGGCCGCCCCCGCUGGCACUCUGCGGUCCCACCCGCAGGCCCCGCCGCCCCUCCAGGCCUGCGGAGCGCGGGAGAGCAUUAAGCGCGAGGCCUCCUCUGCGCCCUCCGCCCCUUCGCCGCCCCCGGCCAAGUGGGGGCAGUCCAAGAAGGGCAAGGAGCAGCCGGACCGCGCCCUAGACAUGAGUGGGGCUGCCCGGGGACACGGCCACUUCCUCGGCAUCGUGGGCGGCUCCCCAGCGGGGGGCGGCGGCCUGGCCUUCUACCCCGGAGUGCGCUCGGCUUUCAAGCCUGCCGGCUUGGCCAGGGCGGCCGCGGCCGCACACGGCGACCCCUACCGGGAGGAGGGCGGCGGCAAACCCGGGUCCGGCCUGGCCUUGGGCAGGCUGCUGGGCGGGGGCCGGGCGGGCGGGCGCCCGGGAAGCGGGGAGAACCCCGCGGCGGGCAGCACGGGCCACCACCAUCACCACCACGCGCACCACCACCAUCACCACUCUAAGUGCCUGCUCGCGGGGGAGCCGCUGCCACCUCCUCCGCCUGGCCUACCCUGCUCUGGGGGCCUGCGCGGUUUCCCUCUGCUCCCUGGCCCCGCGGAAGAGGCGUCAGCCUUCAAGCAUGUGGAGCGCGCCCACCCCGCCGCGGCUGCGCUGCCGGGAGCGCGUUUCGCCCAGCUGCCCUCUGCGACCGGGCUGCCCGUCGAGCGCUGUGCGCUGCCGGCCCUCGACGCGGGCGGGCUCAAAGCCUACCCCGGUGGCGAAUGCAGCCACCUGCCUACCGUCAUGCCGGCUUUUACCGUCUACAACGGGGAGCUACUCUACGGCUCACCGGCCGCCGCCGCUUAUUACCCGCUCAAACUGCACUUCGGCGGGCUGCUCAAGUAUCCAGAGUCCAUCUCAUACUUCAGCGGGCCUGCGGCGGCGGCGGCAGCGGCCGCUCUAAGCCCUGCAGAGCUGGGCUCGUUGGCUAGCAUCGACCGAGAGAUCGCUAUGCACACGCAGCAGCUGUCGGAGAUGGCGGCCGGGAAAAGUCGCGGCCGCCUGGACGCGGGGACGCUACCACCGGCCGUCGUGGCAGCGGGUGGCCCGGGGGGUGGCGGCAGCGGAGGUGGCGGCGCCGGCAAGCCCAAGACCGGCCACCUGUGUCUCUACUGCGGCAAGCUGUACUCGCGCAAGUACGGGCUCAAGAUUCACAUGCGGACGCACACGGGCUACAAGCCGCUCAAGUGCAAAGUGUGCCUGCGGCCUUUCGGCGACCCCAGCAAUCUGAACAAGCACAUCCGGCUGCACGCUGAGGGCAACACCCCCUACCGCUGCGAGUUCUGCGGCAAGGUGCUGGUGCGCCGCCGGGACCUGGAACGCCACGUCAAGUCCCGCCACCCUGGACAAAACCUGCUCGCCAAGGCGGGCGAGGGCCCAGGCGCAGAGCCUGACUACCCCCCGGAGCCUGGGGAGCCCAAGAGCGACAACGACAGCGAUGUGGACGUCUGCUUCACGGACGACCAGAGCGACCCUGAGGCUGGAGGCGGCGGCGAGUGCGACUCGUAA
Messenger RNA from Odobenus rosmarus divergens (Pacific walrus), 2280 nucleotides. RefSeq names its product PR domain containing 13 (gene PRDM13). The record is from RefSeq and is a predicted model, not a curated record. Lineage: Eukaryota; Metazoa; Chordata; Mammalia; Carnivora; Odobenidae. Gene Ontology annotation, molecular function: protein binding. Gene Ontology annotation, cellular component: nucleus.